Molecule: messenger RNA, 2273 nt
Organism: Leptopilina heterotoma
Lineage: Eukaryota; Metazoa; Arthropoda; Insecta; Hymenoptera; Figitidae
Gene: Ns3
Product: large subunit GTPase 1 homolog
Exons: 4
Coding region: 97-1986 (629 amino acids)
Biological process (GO): ribosomal subunit export from nucleus
Cellular component (GO): cytosol
Molecular function (GO): GTP binding; GTPase activity
Source: RefSeq, a predicted model, not a curated record
AAGGUUAUGUUAGAUGUCAAUUCGUCAAUUGAAACUUUAUAAACGAAAGUAAUCGAAAUCUUUUAAAGAGGUAUUUGAAAUAUAAAACUAUAUAUAAUGGGUAAAAAGAAUAAGGGAACAAAUCUGGGUCGAUCUUUGAUAAAAGAUCGUUUCGCACCUGCGAAAAGAAGAGAUGUUGACUCAUUUUUGCACACUGCGGAUAUAAAUGACGGAUACGAUUGGGGCCGGCUAAAUCUUCAAUCAGUAACCGAAGAAAGUUCAUUUCAAGAGUUUCUCUCAACAGCCGAGCUUGCGGGAACCGAAUUUCAAGCUGAGAAACUAAACAUUAAAUUUGUAAAUCCAAAAAGUGGGAUUGGACUUCUCUCCAAGGAGGAGAAAACAAAGGUCUUGGAGUCACACAAGAAGAAUCGAACUUUAUUGAAAAUUCCAAGAAGACCAAAGUGGGAUAAAUCGACAACAGCUCAGGAAUUACAAGAGAAGGAGAAAGAAGAAUUUCUCGAAUGGAGACGUGGUUUGGUUAGUCUACAGGAAAACGAAGAAUUAAUACUCACACCGUAUGAGAAAAAUCUUGAAUUCUGGAGACAACUUUGGCGCGUUAUCGAGAGAAGUGAUGUUGUCGUUCAAAUAGUCGAUGCCCGGAAUCCUCUUCUCUUUCGAUGUGAAGAUCUUGAGAAAUAUGUGCACGAAGUUGAUGCCGAGAAGAAGAAUAUUAUUUUAAUUAACAAAGCUGAUUUUCUCACUGAGGAACAACGGCAAAUUUGGGCGGAUUAUUUUUUUCAAUGUGGUAUUCAAGUGGCUUUUUUCUCAGCUACGCUUGCAGCGGAAAAAUUGUCAAUUAAAGAGGAAGAGGAAGAAGAAGAAGAAGAUGAUGAAGACCUUGAUGAUGAUGAUGAGAGUGGAAGCGAAGAAGGAAACGAAACAGAAGUUGAAUCCGAAUACUUGUCAGAUUUCGCCUCAGAAUCAAAUUACGAAAGUGCUGAUGAUGGUUUAAAAGCAGAAAUUUCCGAACAAACAGAAGCGACAACUUCACAAUCUCCAGAAAUUAAUCUUGAAAAAGAUGAGAAUUUUCAAAAUUCGGCCGCAUUGUUAAACAGAGACGAACUCGUGGAUUUUUUCAAAACAAUAUACAAAGGAAAACAACAUACGGAAGGUGUGACGACAAUCGGUUUAGUUGGUUAUCCAAAUGUUGGCAAAAGUUCAACAAUCAAUGCUCUGCUAAUGAAUAAAAAAGUGUCCGUUUCAGCAACUCCGGGUAAAACGAAACAUUAUCAGACACUUUUCUUGGAUAAAGAUUUACUGCUCUGCGAUUGUCCCGGACUUGUGAUGCCCAGUUUUGUUUGCACUAAAGCGGAGAUGAUUUUAAAUGGUAUUUUGCCAAUAGACCAAAUGAGAGAUCACGUACCUUCUGUCACUUUAUUGGGAACUUUAAUUCCAAGACAUAUUAUUGAGGACACUUAUGGAAUUAUGAUUCCUUUGCCUAUUGAGGGGGAAGAUUCCGAUCGAUCACCAACUUCGGAGGAAAUUCUUAAUUCUUAUGGUUACAAUCGUGGUUUUAUGACACAAAAUGGCCAACCAGAUAAUCCACGAUCGGCACGCUACGUCCUCAAAGAUUUUGUAAACGGAAAACUAUUAUACUGUGUUACUCCUCCGACUCAAACUCAAGACGAAUUUCACCAAUUUCCAGAGAGAAAACGAACAUUUCCCACAAAUAAACAAUUGCCACAAGCGACAAUUCGUGCGACAAGAGGAAUCAAAACCACCACCGAAGACAUAGAUAAAGUAUUUUUCCAAAAUAAAGCACAAGGUGUUCACAUUCGAGGAGUACAAAAAAUAAGAAACAUAAAUUUAAUCGCAGGUGCAUCUUCAAUAAGCGAUCUAGGAUCUGUUCAAAGUCUGGAGAAACCUUGGAAGAAAAUUAAUAAACAUUCUAAUAAGAAGAAACGAGAAAAGGCAAGAAGAUUGUACUCACAUCUUGAUCAACAUUAAGGCGACAAAAUGUCAACAAAAAAAAAAUUUUAUUUUUAUUUUUAAUAGAUCGCAGUAAUCGGAAAAAAAAGUUAAAAAGUUUUCUACACAUAGAAUUGUUAAAAGUUUUCGGCAAAGAGAUUUUUAAUUUUCUUCUUUUUAUUAUAAUUCUUUAAAAUGGGAUUUUCUCUAUACUGCACAACAGUAAAGUUUCUAUACAUACAUAUAUAUAAUUAUUUAUAAAUAUGUCACAAUACCUAUAUAUAUGUACAUAUUGUAAUUAUUAAAAUUUGUAUAUUACAAUUGGA